CCCUCCCCGGCCCGGCCGGCCCCGCCUCCCGCCCCGCGCGUCACCCGCCUCCCCGCCGGAUUGGCCGCGGCCCGCGGCCUUGCCUUGCCAGCAUGGCGGCGCCCGGCGCGGCGGCGGGCUGCGAGGACUUCGCCGAGUUCCAGGAGCUGCUCAGGGUGAUGAGGACGAUCGAUGAUAGGAUCGUCCAUGAAUUAAACACUACGAUUCCAACAGCUUCCUUUGUGGGGAAAAUCGAUGCCAGCCAGACGUGUAAAGAGCUCUACCAGUCUCUGAUGGAUGCUCACACCAGCAGAGAGAGAAUCAUCAAAAGCUGCAUUGCUCAGACUUCCAGUGUAGUGAAAACUCUCAGAGAAGAGAGGGAAAAAGCCCAGGAAGAUGUAGCAUUAUUAAAGCAACUCAGGAAAGAGCAGACAAAGUUGAAAUUGAUGCAGUCGGAGCUGAAUGUUGAAGAAGUGGUAAACGACAGAAGCUGGAAGGCAUCAGCAUCUUUGAUGAUAACAGACUACCAGGAUUAUGAGCCUGCCUUAUCUGAGGGAGAACACUUAGUGCUGUGCAGCCCACCAGCAUCAGGCUGCAAACUUUGGAUUCAGAGCCAGGAGAGAAGGUGAAUGGAGGCAGAUGCAUUGGUAAGUACCAUUGAUUGGUACAGCAGGGCUGGGCAGCUUCAGAUGGGUGCUAUGUGAAGAGAUAGUUGCCUGAACUCUAGCUCUGAAGUUCUGCUCAUCUCCUGGAUGAGACCUAAUUUGCUUUUGCUCUUCCUGUUUUG
Molecule: messenger RNA, 766 nt
Organism: Apus apus (common swift)
Lineage: Eukaryota; Metazoa; Chordata; Aves; Apodiformes; Apodidae
Gene: MIX23
Product: mitochondrial matrix import factor 23
Exons: 5
Coding region: 93-608 (171 amino acids)
Cellular component (GO): mitochondrion; mitochondrial intermembrane space
Source: RefSeq, a predicted model, not a curated record